Molecule: messenger RNA, 365 nt
Organism: Sphaeroforma arctica JP610
Lineage: Eukaryota; Ichthyosporea; Ichthyophonida
Exons: 1
Source: RefSeq, a predicted model, not a curated record
AUUCGCUACCUCGUCACACGAUGGCUUUGGAGAAGCGCCCGUUGACCGAUACGGUGGAAUCACAUACGACCUCCGCAACGGCAACGGCAACUACAGCCACAGCUGAGACCACAAAGGCAUCUGCCCCUGAAACUGGCUCUGCCGCGGGAGUUGCGACUACGGGAGUGACUGAGAAACCAGCUCAAACGGCAACCGCAAGUGGUACUUCAACUGACCACGCUCGGGGGAAGGCGUCUGAGAGUAAAACGACCGCCGAGGUCAAAACGGCAGAAAAACCCGCAAAAGAAACGGCAAAAGAUGGUGCAGUAGGCGCCAGCACAGAUGCACAGCCGCCUGCCAAGAAAGCCAAGACUGAUAGUGCGAGG